CGAGAAACCGCCACCUGCCAGUGCGCCUGAUCAUUCAAGUUACAGCACAACCUCCUCUUACGACUGGACAUCUUCCUAUCUCGUUUCCAAUCAAAUGAUGACGUGCACAUGCUUGCUGGGUGAUGUCCAUGAUGCUGUUCUCAAUUCAACGUUGUUAGGGCUUGAGUUCGCCCCGUCUACUUACAUACCCCGAGAUAUGUAAACUAUCAAACUAGGGAUCGGGACUGGACGCCUUUAUCGCACGACUCUAUCUGCUAAUGGCUGUUGUCGUCCCUGAUUCCGGCAGACAAGACACUGAAAUAUCGAGCACUGGUGCUUGCCC
This is a messenger RNA of Mycena citricolor, 322 nucleotides long. The record is from the annotation of a GenBank genome assembly. NCBI's taxonomy places the organism in Eukaryota, Fungi, Basidiomycota, Agaricomycetes, Agaricales, Mycenaceae.